GUGAGGAUGGCCGCGCCAGGUGGAGUCCCACACGUCCAGAAGGAGGAGUUAAGAUCCCAGCGUGAAAGAGUGCGUCUCUCUCUCCCGCUCCCUUUCUCUCUCUUUCUCACACACGCAGCGAGAGACACUGGGCGCGCGCAGUCCCCCGGGGGAAAUGGCCGCGGAGCUGAGCCAGGGCGCCGUGCUGAGCUUCCUGCGCAGUCGCGGCGGUCGCGUGCGGAACGCGGAGCUGCUCGGCCACUUCUGGCGCUUCCUGCGCGAGGGCGAGCACGAGGACAGGGCGCGAAACCGGGAGCUCUUCAAACGCUUCGUCAACGCCGUGGCCGUGGUGCAGCAGCAGCGGGACGGGGCCGCGCUCGUCGUGCUGCGGAGGAAGUUUGCGGUGGAGGAGAGCGGUACCGGUAAGAAGAGUCCGCAGCGGCGCCGAGGUCGGGGAGCCUCUUCCUCCGCCGAGCGGGAGAAACGCGAGUCUCCGAGUCGCAGCAGCAGCAGCAGCAGCAGACGCCGCCGGUCGAGCGAAGAAGUGCUCGCUUCCGCCGGGAUUCUCCACCUGCGCGGCGAGUCCGCCUGUGAGCAGCAGCAGCACCAGCCCCCGCCGCCGCCGCCGCCGCCGACCGGUUCUCCGCCUGCGGCAGCGCUCGCACCUGCUGCCGGCCCCCGGACGAGCGGGCUCACGGGAGGAGGGGCGGCGGCCGCCGCCGAGUCGCAGCGGGAGCGGAGUAGCGGAGCGCUCGUACCGGCGCCGGGAGCACGGAGGAGGCUGCGGUGUCCCGAGCAGCUCCCUGCAGCAGCAGUCAGGGGUGGCGGGGAAGCUGGACACAGGGACUGCUGCUGCCGGUCGAGCAGCUCCUCCUCGGCCUCCACGCUGGGGGAUGCUUUCGGAGCAUCUCCUUCCCCUCCGGAAGAGCCCGGCCCCGCGAUGUGCUCUCGGGUCCUACCCCCUAGUAGCUGCGGGGCCCCCCUGGGGCGCAAGCCGGACAGCCUCGCCACCAUCGGGAGUGAGGAGAAGGAGGAGGAGGAGGAGGACGACGACGACGACGACAACGGCGGUGGCGGAGGGACGGGCCCUGCGGCGUCGGCAUCCUACUCGGACUGCCACCGGCUCGGACUUUCCGCGAGUCACGGGGACCUGGUGGCGCCGGCGCGGAGGGGCCCCGAAGGGCUCCACGCGCAGGACUGGGCCAGCGAGGAGACUCUGCAUCUGCCGGGAUCCCGAGUGCUCGAGAUGCUGGAGCGGGCCCAGGAGGCCAGGCUGCUCACGCUGUUGCACCGUCCCGAGAGGAAGGUGACCCCUGGGCCGACGCGGGACGAGGUCGCGGUCCCCCUGCGUUCGGGCGCCUCCAGGAGCAGGCGCGAGCUGCGGAGCAGAAUGUGCCGCAGUCUGGGAGCCGACCUGGAUCAGCCUUUCCCCGAGGACGUGGUUUCGGCACGACGCAACAGACUGUACCUGCUCUCCUCCUCCUUGAGUAUAAACUACCCACUGUCGACGUACUCGCGCACGCACCGGAGCCCCGCUGGCCCCGAGGCCCGGAGCGGGACCGCGUGCGCCAUCAGGGGCCCUUACGGCCAGCGGAGCGUCCCGGUGCCGCUGGAUCCCAAGGAACACGACUGGCUGCUGAAAGCGGCUUCCGGAAGCUGGACCGAGAUAUACGCUCUGUUUCGGGAGGAGCCGACGCUCCUGGAUAAGAGGGACUUCAUUUCGGGGUACACGCUGCUGCACUGGAUCGCCAAACACGGCGACCAUCGGGUUCUCAACACGCUAUGGUACGGCGUGAACAAGGCCGGAAUGGACCUCGACGUGGACGCCAGAACCACGUGCGGCUACACGCCUCUGCACCUGGCGGCCAUCCACGGGCACAAGAAGAUGAUCCGCCUUCUGGUGCACAAGUUCAAAGCCAAAGUGACUCUGAGGGACACCAGCGGAAAGAGGCCCUGGCAGUACCUGGCGAGCAGCGGCUCCGGCGACCUGCUCCAGUUGCUCGGCUCUCCGAAAAGUGGGAGCGCCGAGGGUAAAAGGCCCUUGUCCUCGGAGAGCGUCCUGGUGCAGCCCAACACCGCGUCCCCCCGAGUCAAGAGGCAAACGUCCCUCGCCGCGCUCCUCAAGCACAAGUCUGUCCUCAAAAUCCCACUUCAUUCAGAGUCCUUCGUGUGACGGUGACGCCGACGUGGCUUCGGACCGCGGUUCUGCUGGAGUCCGUGACGAAACUCGACCGCUUCGCGCUGUUCGGAACCACCUCUGGGAGCCGGUGACCGAGGGGCUCGGGGACGGGAAGCUCCGCUGUCAGUGAGAAGUGAACAGCAGCAACUUUGAUGCCUCGGCUGACAGCAAAUUAGUGAAAACGCGAGAGUGUGGAGUAUAAAUGACUGAAAGCCCCGCCGUCGGGGUUCCGGGCUUGAUGAAGCGUGCUGGAGAAGUGUCCUUUUGUGUUUCGCCAGAGGGCCGCCCGCCAUUGAAGCGGAGAGUGACGGACGGGCCGUUGGCCGCUACAGAUGUGGAAUUUCAAAGCGUAGCUCGAUCAAAAACGGCCUGUGGUCCUGCUCGAAAGGACGAGAACUUUGGCUUUUUUACGCGGGCAGCGCAUUUCCAAAGAUCUGCAGGCAAGUCUGUGCUUGUCCUUGUCGGAUGUAGUUGUCUUCUCGAGUUCAGGUGUAUUGAGAACGAGGCUGUGCUCGUACUUGGGUGUGAUGAUUUUGUAUGAAUAUUUUUAUAAAGCUGUAUCAUUUAAUAAAAAGAGUGCGCUAAACUGA
Messenger RNA from Scleropages formosus (Asian bonytongue), 2748 nucleotides. It is a transcript of the gene sowahb, whose product is annotated as sosondowah ankyrin repeat domain family member B. Gene Ontology annotation, molecular function: protein binding. NCBI's taxonomy places the organism in Eukaryota, Metazoa, Chordata, Actinopteri, Osteoglossiformes, Osteoglossidae. The transcript has 2 exons. Bases 155 to 2152 code for a protein of 665 amino acids. The record is from RefSeq and is a predicted model, not a curated record.